AUGUCGACGUGCGAGGCCCACAAGCUGACCCCGACCCCGCGUCGGAAGCGCGGCCUGAGCGUCGCCGGCACGGCGAGCCGCCACGUCUUCCUCGACCCGAGCCUCGUCGAGCUCGUGCUCGAGGCCUGCGUCUCCCUGAACGACGUCAAGCUCCUGUCCGGCGUGUCGCGCGCGACGCGGCGCGCGCGCUGGCCCUUCGAGACGCUGAGCGGCCACGUGGGCAUCCGCGCCAUGAUCGCGCGCUCCGGCGACGACACGUCCUUCGAGAACUGGGCGCGGACGGCCGAGGCGCCCAAGCUCAGCGACGCGAACAUCGCGGCGAUGGUCGAGCAGCUCAGCAGCUACCGGGCCAUGGCGGCCUCCGGCGGCUUGCUGCGCCAGCUCUGCCCCGGGUGCACGCAGACGCUGCGGGAGGGCCUCGGCGCGUCCUGCGCGCGCGCGGCCUUCUCGCUCGGCUACUCGUGCGUCCGCUCCGAGUCCGGCUGGUCGAACGCGCACGCGAUCAUCGGCGCCUGCGGCCACGCGAGCCUGUUCGCCGUGGCCUUCGGGGAGUCCGACGAUUUAGACGCGUCGCGGAGCGCGGGCUGGGGCCCGAAGGAGGCGUGCGCGUGGGCGCUCGUGCAGCUGUUAUCGGUGGCCAAGAAGCGCAUGUCGUGCAAGGCUUUGGUGGCCCAGCUCCGCCAGCUCGGCGUCGCCCGGGCCUGCGCCGACGCCGUGCUGGCGCCCUUGCCGAUGCUCGAGGCGGGCCAGUCGAAGCGCCGCGCGUCGUCCGUCGGCCGCGCGGCGCGCGCGGGCGACCACCUCCGCGCCGGCAGCCGCGACUACGCGACGUCCGACGCGUCGCGGGAGCUCGGCGCCCAGCUCCUCUACCUCACGUCCACGGGCGACCCGGACUACGUGGAUCAGGUGUCGGCCUGCCCGCUGGAGCGGCUCGUGUCGUUCGCGUGCGACUUUGGGCACAAAUCGACGGACGGGCGGCCCGACGCCCGGCGCCGCGCGCGCCACGCGGCCCAGUUCGCCGUGACCCACGGGCUGCACCUGCCCCAGGACGACGACCGCUCCGCGAGCCGCAAGCUCAGCUUCGCGCGCCACGUCGUCGACGCCGCGCGCGAGGCCGUCGCCGACGCGGCGGCGGCGAAGCGGUGCACGGCCGAGGCGCGCGACCGCGUCGCGGCGUUGGCGCUCGUCGCCGACUCCUGCCCCGACGAGCUCGUCAACGUCGGCGCGCCCCGGGUCUGCGCCGACGUCCUGCGGAACGCCGACGUGCUGCUGCCCGCGGCGACGUACGGCGACGCCGCGUCGGACAAGGCCUUGCAGGCCGUCGCGGACGCGUCGGCGUGCCUCGAGCAGGUGUCGCUCUACCUCGCGGAGUGCGACGCCGCGGCGGCGGAGGACGACGACGAGGAGCUGCUGAACCACAUGCUCGACGGCGAGCACGGGCUCACGCCCCAGCAGCAGCAGCAGCUCCAGCAGCAAAGGGCGAACCGGACGUCCCGCCAGGCGGCCGCGCUCGUCGACUGCCCCGCGGCGCUCGCGCGCCGCGCCGUCGAGCAUUUGGGUGGCCUGGGCCCGCCGCCGCGGACGCACCCGGGGCCCUGGCUCCACGCCGUCGACAGCCUCGCGGCGUUCGUCGCGUCGCGGGCCGGCGCGCCGCGCGACGCGGAGGCGCUCCUCGGCGACCGCGCGAACCUGGCCUUCGUGGACGUGCUCCUGAAGGUCGAGCGCCGCGCCCAGGCGCACCGGCCCUUGGACGACGACCGCUUCUUCUACGGCGCGGACCGCGUCGACCAGGGCAGCAAAAGAGAGCGAAAUUCCCAACUUCAAAGGCUCAUAUCUCGGCCGUUUUCCGCUCGCGUCGACACGACGGUCUUCGGCGUCCUCUCGGCGCUCGCGAAGCUGCCCCGGGGCCGCGAGGAGCUCGUGAACCUGGGCGGCCACGACCUGCUCCCGGCCCUCGACGCCGCGCCCGACGCCGACGACCUCGACGACGACGACCUCCUCGACGACUUCCCCAUCGGCCCGGGCGGCGACGCGGGCGACGACGACGACGACGACGACGACGACCUCGACUCCGACGGCGACGACGACGACGACGACGACAACAUCUACCUCGUCCUCGACGGCGACGGCGAGGACGACGACGACGACCACGAGCAGGCCCUCCUCCAGAUGGUCGCCGCCGCCGCGGAGAACGGCGAGGAGGGCAUCCCCGACGCGGUCAUGCAGAUGGUCGCCGCGGCCGUCGGCGACGACGACGACGACGAGGAGCUCGACGACGACGACGACGAGGACUAG
Molecule: messenger RNA, 2295 nt
Organism: Aureococcus anophagefferens
Lineage: Eukaryota; Pelagophyceae; Pelagomonadales; Pelagomonadaceae
Product: expressed protein
Exons: 3
Coding region: 1-2295 (764 amino acids)
Source: RefSeq, a predicted model, not a curated record